Molecule: messenger RNA, 572 nt
Organism: Rhizophagus irregularis DAOM 181602=DAOM 197198
Lineage: Eukaryota; Fungi; Glomeromycota; Glomeromycetes; Glomerales; Glomeraceae
Source: RefSeq, a predicted model, not a curated record
CUUCGGAAGUUCGGAUUAUCCUUUUUUGAAUUUAGGGAUAAAAUUGUCUUUAUACAAGUUUAAAAACCAAUGAAAAAUGUCAAUUCCGCCAACACGUCGAAUCCUUUUAACUUUAUUUACCUCAAAAUCAUGUUCACUUUGUGUUAAUGCAAAAGAUGUCAUUAAGCAUGUUCAAAAAAGAAUUCCUUUCGAUUUUGAACAAAAAGACAUAAAGGUCCCGGAGAAUUUAAGUUGGUUUGAAAAAUACAAGUAUGAUAUUCCAGUUUUACAUUUAAACGAUCAAUUUAUAUUAAAACAUAGAGUUGAACAAGAUGAGUUGGAAAAGAUUUUACGUAAAUUUAAAGAAACUGGUAUUGUAGAUCAAAAAAAUUAAUCCAUAUUGAUAAUACGCUUAGAUAAAUUUGGCAAUUUAGAGAUUUAUAAACGUGAUUUAUUGAGUCAAUGUCUUUAAACAUCGAAAUCGUCAUACUCCUCAAUCUCAACCUCCUCGCUUUCAUUCUCUUCAAAUAUAUCUGAAUUAUCCAAAUCUUCAAAUGAAGAAAACGUUCCCUCAUCAUCUUGUUCGAAAUCUU